Arabis nemorensis is the source of this 1368-nucleotide messenger RNA. NCBI's taxonomy places the organism in Eukaryota, Viridiplantae, Streptophyta, Magnoliopsida, Brassicales, Brassicaceae. The record is from the annotation of a GenBank genome assembly.
AUGGAGGUCGCAACUUCAAGUUUGAAAUGGCCAUGGCAAGCAGCGACUCUUCAGCAUUAUAAUAAUAGAUUUUGUCUCAAAGAUUAUCCAUUUCCGUGUCACUCUAAUCCAAUUGCCAAUACUUUUAAUUUCAAAAGACGUAUUCUUUCUUCUUUUCCUUCCAAAUUUAACCACCAUGUCGGUACCGAUUCUCCUUCCUCUAAGCCUUCUCCGAUUCAAACGCAUUUCUCAAUCUCUGCUUCUGGGUGUGGAUGCUCUUGGAUUCAGGACAACACAAUGGUUCAUGAUUCGGCUAUAAGUAAUGGGACGCUGAAGAAAUGUUCGGCGUUACCAACAACAAAUACAGUGGAUGUCUCUUCAAUAUCAGACCUUUUCGAAUUCAUAUGCUCGGGUCCUCUUGUAGACAAGAUUGGUAUUACUCCUGAGAAAGUUGGCCAGUCUAUUGACAAAUGGUUACUGUAUGGCUCACAGCUUUGCAGACUGUUUCAGCUUAACGAGCUUAAGCUAACGAUUCCUCAGAAAGCUAGGCUAUAUCAUUACUACAUACCUGUCUUUGUCUGGUGCGAAGAUCAGAUUGAUCUGCAUAGUUCAAAGUUUAAAGAUGGAGAUGAUGUACCUCCAUUAGUGAUUGGAUUUAGCGCGCCUCAGGGAUGUGGCAAGACUACACUUGUGUUUGCACUUGAUUAUCUUUUCAAAACCACAAAAAGGAAGUCUGCUACUAUAUCCAUAGACGAUUUUUACUUGACUGCAAAAGGCCAGGCUAAGUUGAGAGAAGAUAAUCCAGGAAAUGCACUUUUAGAGUAUCGUGGAAAUGCAGGAAGCCAUGAUCUUCCAUUCUCUGUCGAAACACUAGAAGCCCUGACUAAACUGACCAAAGAAGGCAUGAAGAUGAAGGUACCUCGGUACGAUAAGUCUGCCUAUAGCGGGAGGGGUGACAGAGCCGAUGCGUCAACAUGGCCUGAAAUUGAAGGACCUCUAAAGGUUAUUCUCUUUGAGGGUUGGAUGCUUGGUUUCAAGCCUCUUCCAGCUGAAGUUGUUAAAGCAGUGGAUCCACAGCUGGAGAUUGUGAACAAGAACCUUGAAGCGUAUUACAACGCUUGGGACAAGUACAUCAAUGCUUGGGUCGUGAUUAAGAUCAAGGACCCAAGUUAUGUAUACCGGUGGCGUCUUCAGGCGGAAAUCGCCAUGAGGCAGGCUGGCAAAGCCGGGAUGUCAGAUGAGGAGGUGAAUGACUUUGUGUCGCGGUAUUUACCCGCGUAUGAGGCCUACCUUCCGACCCUUUACUCAGAAGGGCCGAGCGGCUCGGACCCAGAGCGUGUCCUUGCGAUAGAUAUCGAUGAAGAAAGGAACCCGAUACUCGCAAACUGA